Hippopotamus amphibius kiboko is the source of this 555-nucleotide messenger RNA. RefSeq names its product S100 calcium binding protein A3 (gene S100A3). Lineage: Eukaryota; Metazoa; Chordata; Mammalia; Artiodactyla; Hippopotamidae. Gene Ontology annotation, molecular function: transition metal ion binding. The transcript is spliced from 3 exons. The record is from RefSeq and is a predicted model, not a curated record. Bases 1 to 315 code for a protein of 104 amino acids. Gene Ontology annotation, cellular component: cytoplasm.
AUGUCGGGACUGGCCAGGCCUCUGGAGCAGGCGGUGGCUGCUCUCGUGUGCACCUUCCAGGAAUAUUCAGGGCACCGCGGAGACAAGUACAAGCUCUGCCAGGCGGAGCUCAAGGAGCUGCCAGAGAAGGAGCUGCCCACCUGGAGCCCGACGGAGCUUCGAGAGUGUGACUACAAUGCGACCAUGGGGGUCCUGGACACCGACAACGAUUGCGAGGUGGACUUUGUGGAGUACGUGCGCUCGCUCGCCUGCAUCUGCACCUGCUGCCACGAGGACUUCAAGGACUGCCCCCCGGAGCCCCCCUGCUCCCAGUAGUGGGCAGGGCUGCUGUCCAAGGGCAGGGGUCCGGACCUGCUCCAUCUCUGCCCUGAGGUCAUCCCGGGCAUGUCAGCUCUGCCCCCUCCCCGCCUUGUCCCUUCCAUCUAGCACCUCCCAGGUUUGCCCCUGGUACGUUAACCCCUUUCACCCGUGUGUCCAGGAUACGUGAGGGGACCUUCCCCAGGAUCACAGCUGCACAGCAGCCAGCCGCUGCCUCCCCACUGUGGCCUGUGACGG